Molecule: messenger RNA, 3652 nt
Organism: Medicago truncatula (barrel medic)
Lineage: Eukaryota; Viridiplantae; Streptophyta; Magnoliopsida; Fabales; Fabaceae
Product: calmodulin-interacting protein 111
Exons: 11
Coding region: 208-3162 (984 amino acids)
Cellular component (GO): cytoplasm; chloroplast
Molecular function (GO): ATP hydrolysis activity; ATP binding
Source: RefSeq, a predicted model, not a curated record
AAUCAAGACACACACAGCGUGAAGACGUUUGAGCCAUUAGCGUUCUUGUACUAGUAGUAGUAAUCCUAGUCAAACCCAGUUGAGUUUAAAGUAAAACCCUACCGUGGGAGUAAAGGGUUUUGCUUUGUAUACAUUCCUCUCUUCUUAACACUCACCUCAAGUCCUCAACUACAAACAAUUUCUACACGCACACUCUCAUUUCAACCCAUGCCUUCUUCAAAGCAUAGCAGUAGCAGCAGUAAGAAGCAAUCAUCAAAAUCCAAAUCAAGGUUACAAUCGUCAAUUCCAGAUGCCGCCUCCACUCCACCACGCACCACCACCAUUCAACUCGACUCUCUCCUCCAACAUGCUUCUCGAAUCUUCCCUUCUUUCAUUUCACAUUCAGCUCUCGUUGCUGAAAUUACCGACGUUGAAUCCGCCGAUUCUCUUUCCAAAGGCGCCGCCAAAAUUUGGCUCUCUGAAUCUUCCAUGGUUGCAUCUUCUCUUGCUCCCGGUUCACUUGUCUCUGUUUCUAUUCCUUCUUCAAGUAAAGGAAUUGCGGAAUCGCAUAAUUUUCCUCUUACUUCAUUGACUAAUGGAUUGGAAACUUCUAAGACAUUGGAUGAUGAUGUUGCAGGAAAUUACUUUGCUAUUGCAACGGUUUUUCCUUCUAACAAGGUAUUGAAGGAUGGAGUGCGCCUCUCUUUGAAUCUUUUCUUUGCCAUGGGACGUCCUCCUUUAGGCACAUGUGUGUUUGUUCACCCAGUACAUAAACAAUCCUUGAUAUAUAAUUGCAAAGAAAUAUAUCUUCAGCUGGCUACUUGUAAGAGUGGAACACCAUUAAAAGUUAAUAAUUCCCCCUCAUUGGACUUGUCUAAGUCAAAAUCUCGUGUCCAAACUGAGAAUGAUAUUGUUGCAUCUCCUAAAACACCUUCUUAUGGAUCAAGGUUUUCUAAUGACAGUGUGUAUUCUUCCCCUGUAUAUGAAGAUUCAGCAUCAAGUGUAACUGAUAAUAAUGGUCAAUCGGUGACUUCAUUUGAUGUUAGCAAGGCAUUAGGAAAUGAAAGUUCCAAAAAAUUACUAGAAACAUGCGCGACUGGAUUGUUAUACUCUCGUUGUUUAUUGCUGGGGAAUCUUGUCACUGUCCAAAUGUUGUCUGAGUUUUUCAUUUUCCGAGUGAUGGACAUUAAAAAGGUGUCAACUACCAUAUAUGACUAUUCAUUGAAUGGGAGCAGUAAUUUAAAUCUUAAGGAUUCUGAAAUGGCGGUAGAGAAUGUGAAUCUGGCUUUCACUGUCAAUUGGGAAACAAAAGUAUUUUUAUCUUUGCCGUCUAAUGUAGCAUUUGAAGAGUCAAUUCAAAGGGACUUAUCGUGUCUGAAACUUGAUAAUAUUUCUAAAUUAGGUGGUCUAUCUAAAGAAGAAAUUCUUUUGAAGCGCAUAAUUUCUUUUUCAUUGAAUGAUAUUUUAUCAAGAUUUGGUCAGCAGAAUACCAGAGGGGUCCUUCUUCAUGGUCCACCUGGUACGGGAAAGACUUCCCUGGCUCAAUUAUGUGCCCAUGAUGCUGGGGUCAACUUUUUCUCAAUAAACGGACCUGAAAUUGUUACCGAGAAUUAUGGGGAAAGUGAGAAAGCAUUGCAAGAAGUUUUUGAUUCUGCCAUUCAAGCUGCACCUGCCGUGUUAUUUAUUGAUAAAAUAGAUGCAAUUGCCCCUCCAAGGAAAGAUGGGGGUGAAGAGCUAUCUAAAAGAUUGGUUGUAACCUUAUUGGGUCUGAUGGAUGGAAUUAGAAGAAAUGAAGGGUUGGUUGUGAUUGCUGCUACUAAUAGGCUUGACCGUAUUGAUCCAGCUCUCAGACGACCUGGAAGAUUUGACAAGGAAGUUGAAAUUGGUGUGCCAUCACAAGUGGAACGGGGAGAUAUCUUGCGCGCUAUUCUCGGUGAAAUAGAUCACUCUCUUUCUGAGACACAAAUUGAAGAGCUUGCCUCAAUAACUCAUGGAUUUGUAGGUGCUGAUUUAGUUGGCCUUCGCAACUGGGCAGCUUUAAUUUGUCUACGACGUUAUGCUGAACAGAAACUUAAGAAGACUUGCAAUGCUAGUUCUGAUGACAUAACAAAGCAACCCACCCCAUUGAAAAGUGCAACAAACUCGAAAGACCAUUCAGGUAUUAUAACUUCAUCUGUUUCAGAUAUGUCGGUGGCCUCCAGUCUUUUAUUACCUUCCUUCCUGAUGGGAGAAACUUCUGAAAUUAUAGAUGAGACGCCUGAUCAUGGUGAAGAAGAGCAUAUUUUGAAAGUGACUUUUGAGGAUUUUCAGAAGGCUAGGCCUGAAAUAAGACCUAGUGCCAUGAGAGAGGUGACCCUUGAGGUUCCAAAGGUUAAUUGGGAAGAUAUCGGCGGCCAGAAGGAGGUCAAAAAUCAAUUGUUGGAAGCAGUAGUAUGGCCCCAAAAGCACCGUGAUGCAUUCACCCGUAUUGGGACUGAUCCUCCAACAGCUGUAUUAAUGUUUGGACCUCCAGGUUGUAGCAAAACCCUCAUGGCACGUGCAGUUGCUUCUGAAGCAGGACUGAACUUUCUAGCAGUCAAGGGUCCUGAACUCUUCAGCAAAUGGGUUGGCGAGUCUGAGAAGGCCGUCAGAUCAUUGUUUGAUAAAGCAAGGGCAAAUGCCCCAGCAAUUAUAUUUUUCGAUGAAAUUGACAGUCUUGCUAUAACUCGUGGGAAAGAUGGCGACGGUGUUUCAGUGUCUGAUAGGGUCAUGGCUCAACUUCUUGUUCAAUUGGAUGGUGUGCUUAAAAGAGUUGAUGUUAUUGUCAUAGCUGCUACAAAUAGGCCAGACAAGAUUGACCCUGCUCUUUUAAGACAAGGACGCUUUGACCGUCUUCUAUAUGUUGGACCUCCAAAUGAGAUAGACAGAGAAGAGAUAUUUAGCAUUCAUUUGCGCAAAACUCCAUAUGAUUCUGAUGUUAGCAUGAAAGAACUGGCUCAACUGACAGAUGGUUAUACUGGGGCUGAUAUAGCACAUAUAUGUCGACAAGCAGCUCUUGCAGCAUUGGAGGAAAGCUUUGAUGCUUCCGUUGUAACAAUGAAGCACUUUAAGAUGGCAAUCAAACAGGUUCAGCCCUCAGAAUUUCAGUCCUACCAAAAGCUGUCAGCAAAAUUUCAAAGGGCCGUGUUCUCUGAUGCGAUAUAAAUGGUUAACUUAAUCACAUGCACUUACAACACAUUUGGAAGUCCAUAAAACCUCGCAAAUUGUUUCUCCAUGACUCUAUCAGAUUCAAGCGGUCAUUUUCUGUUUGAGGACUGAGCUUGAAGUGGCUAACCAGUGUAUAGAGACGGGAGAAUGGCGAAUUUGUGUUUUUAGAAGAGAGAAUGGUGACUUUGAGUGCAUAGAGGAGAGAGAAUAAUGAGUAUUAUGAAAUGACAAGAUGAUUAAGUAGGGUGAGUAAAGAUAGAUAGAGAGAUAAAGGUAGGCGACUUUAGCUCCCUAAAGUUAAGAGAGUUUCUCGCAGGGAGAUUUCGACCAUAUUCAGUUUUGGUUCCUUUUCUUAUGGCAAUUGGGAGGUCUAGGUUAUAUUUAGAUUUUUCGCCUUUUUUUUUUUCACCAUGUAAAAUUAUCUCAUAAAGCUGAAGAAUCAUGAUUUAUUAUUUUAUUUGAAUGAGCUGCGUUGCACAUUUAUGUC